Messenger RNA from Funneliformis mosseae, 176 nucleotides. Lineage: Eukaryota; Fungi; Glomeromycota; Glomeromycetes; Glomerales; Glomeraceae. The record is from the annotation of a GenBank genome assembly.
AAGUACGUGACCAGAAGGGUGUAGUAUUCACUGAAAAAGAUGCCAGCGACCUCUAUGCAAAUAAAAUAGCAAAUUAUCACCAGAAGAAGUUGGCUAAAAUGCUUCAGAAUGGGCAGACUCCAGAGGCAUUGGGGCAGGCUCUCGAUAGAAUGAAAAUGCCUAAUGCUAUAAGUUGA